This is a messenger RNA of Orycteropus afer afer, 580 nucleotides long. RefSeq names its product S100 calcium binding protein A1 (gene S100A1). NCBI's taxonomy places the organism in Eukaryota, Metazoa, Chordata, Mammalia, Tubulidentata, Orycteropodidae. Gene Ontology annotation, molecular function: S100 protein binding; calcium ion binding. Gene Ontology annotation, cellular component: sarcoplasmic reticulum. Gene Ontology annotation, biological process: regulation of heart contraction. The record is from RefSeq and is a predicted model, not a curated record.
GGACGACUGAAGACAGGUCUCCCCACGCAGAUCCAGUAGCCACAUUUGCAGGCUCAUCUGUCUGUCCAGAACCUGCUCCCACCUCAGGCCCAGGCCAAUCGUGAGCUGCCGAAAUGGGCUCUGAGCUGGAGACUGCGAUGGAGACCCUCAUCAACGUGUUCCACGCCCACUCGGGCAAGGAGGGGGACAAGUACAAGCUGAGCAAGAAGGAGCUGAAAGAGUUGCUGCAGACUGAGCUCUCUGGCUUCCUGGAUGCCCAGAAGGAUGCGGAUGCAGUGGACAAGGUGAUGAAGGAGCUAGAUGAGAACGGAGACGGAGAGGUGGACUUCCAGGAGUAUGUGGUGCUGGUGGCUGCUCUCACUGUGGCCUGUAACAACUUCUUCUGGGAGAACAGUUGAGCAGGCAGCCCCAGCAAGCCGCGCCCUUCCCUUCUACUGUGCCAGACCUGCUCCUUCACCCCACUUUCCCCUCACACCACUUUUCCCUCCCCAUAUUCCCCCAUUCCCCAUCAAGGGCGCAAGAGUUGCAAACCAGGCCUGCAACUCCUCUUUCAUUAAAGGCUUCUCUCUCGCCAACCAAA